This is a messenger RNA of Populus trichocarpa (black cottonwood), 1886 nucleotides long. Its product is annotated as shugoshin-1. The transcript is spliced from 13 exons. NCBI's taxonomy places the organism in Eukaryota, Viridiplantae, Streptophyta, Magnoliopsida, Malpighiales, Salicaceae. Gene Ontology annotation, cellular component: chromosome, centromeric region; nucleus. Gene Ontology annotation, biological process: meiotic sister chromatid segregation; maintenance of meiotic sister chromatid cohesion. The record is from RefSeq and is a predicted model, not a curated record. Bases 481 to 1569 code for a protein of 362 amino acids.
CCUAGUCAAUGCAGCCACUUCGAUUCCAUUAAACGACGGUCCAUCAUUUCUAAGUUCUACCUCAGGAGCCAGGAGGGUUCUGGCAGUGAAUUCAAAAACAUAUCAGGCUCCCUCCAAAUCGCCAAACACAUAUUUCCAUCUACACCCUUCAUAAUCCCCCGUAUUUUCAUACUCUCCUUCAUUUGGAUAAUUUCCCUCGUUCUUGCACAAAUUCAAUUUUUCUGAAGAGAGAAACACAAGAUUAGGGUUUCUAGAAAGAGAAAAGGAAAGAAAAAUUCUAGGGUUUUAGGUCAUGGAGGGUAUUCUGGUUCUUGAUUCAGAAAACAUCAACGUCGCAGGGGUUUAAUCGAUGUUAGAAUUGCGAAAUCUGCCGCUGAUUAGGGUUUUUAGGGUUGAAAAGUUGAAGGAAGUGUGCGUCUCGGUUUGAUUUCUGAGAAAAACUGUAACAAAAUAAAGGGAGAGAAACUGGGAGAAGGGUCCAUGGUUGGAAUUGCGCCAAGGAGAACGCUUGCUGACAUUAGCAAUUUUCCUGUAUCAAGGAAAACGCUCGCUGAAGUUAGCAGUGUGUCGCAGCGAAACCAAGAUGGGAAAUCACAAUCUGUUCUAGUCGGUAAAGAUUACAUUGAGAAGCUCCAACGGGAAAUCAUGGCAUUGACAAAGAUUGUCGUGGAUAGGAAUAAAAUUAUCGAGUUGAGUGCUAUUGAGUUGCAGAAGCUGAGAAUCAGAUUUCAGCAGUUACAGCAACAGAAUCAGCACCUUGCACAAACAAACAGCCAGAUGUUGGCGGAACUAAAUGCAGGCAAAGAUAAGCUUAAGGUAUUUCAACAUGAGCUGGGAUGUAAGAAUGGCUUGCUUGAUGCCAUAAAUUUGGAGCUGAAGGAGAAAGCAAAGAAAGUUAGAUGCCGGAUUAAGAGAAAUGAGGUUGAAACCAUCAAAGGUGAUGGGGCUGCACAACUCUCUCAACCAGAGGAGGAGAAUAAACCAUGUAACCCAAAAAGGAAACGCCAAUCAAAUGUUCAAUCUUUGGAAACUCGUCCUGUUCAACCACAAACUAAAGAGAAUGCUGACAAGAAGAGUAUUUCUCAUGACAGUGUUUGUUUGAGAAGGCAAUCUGCUAGGUUUAAGUCUGGAGAAGAAGAGCCUACUGAAAACAACGUUGAUACAAAGAGUUCUCCUGACAGCUUUUGUUUGGGAAGGCACUCUGCUAGGUUCAAGUCUGAAGAACAACUCAAUGAAAAGAACGAUGACAAAAGGAGCAGGAUCUGUAGAAGAAAGCAAUCCAUUAGGAUUAAGUCUGAGGCACAAAUAGAAGAACCAACUGAAGAUUUGUUUCAGACUGAUGAUGCUAAAUUUCAUGUUCCUGCAAUAUAUGGUGAUCCAGUUCAUGAAAGCUGUCCAACAUUAUCAGCUCCAUCUGUAAAAAUCGAAUCUGAAACAGGGAACAGUGCUCUCAGAUUUGAAACUCAAGAACCACGAAGGACAUCCCUUCGGCCACCACGUCGAGCAGCUGAGAAAGUCCAGUCCUACAAGGAAAUUCCACUCAAUGUGAAAAUGCGAAGAAGUGAGUGAGUUGAAAAUCUCUCAUCUAAUCUAUCUGUACCAUCUAAUCUAUGUGGACGCAAAUUUUCUACAUCCUGCCCCUUUUUGGGUCCUCUGUAUGUUGUGGUCUGGAAGAAAUCUCUUUCAGAUUCUCGCUGACCCUGUAAUUUUCUAGCUACUUUACUUUCUUCAUAAUGAUUCCCUGUUGAUGAUUAGGAAGUGCACAAAAUCAAUCUAGGUUUAGUUCAAGUAUUUGAGUUGUAGUUGAACAUAAGCAACACGCUUGUGUGCAAUUUUACAUUUCUUUCCCUUUAGGAAAAAGAGAUCAUAUCGAACUUGCUUCUAAA